AUGACCUUGUCCGCCUACGAUUUGUUCACCUUCAAGGCUCGCCCAAGGUUACCGGUCGUCCUCGCUUCUGCCGUGCUUGCCGCCCUCAUCAUCUUUGUCGCUCAGCUAUCCCUUCCCGAUCGACCACCUGGCCUGCAGACGGCCACGACCUAUGCCGCCGCUCUAGACGAAGAGGGAGUGGGAACGUCGCACGAGAAGCAAUGGCUGCUAGAGCCUGAAGGCGUGCAGAGGAGCUUCGAGGAGCCCGACUAUUCCCUCCUCAGCGCGCGUCAACCACACGAGAUCGGUUGCGACAUCCCUCUCGAGGGCGCCAACAGUGGAAAGCUAGCUUUCAUAGGCAUCUUCUCUUCCAGCCUGAACGGCAAAGGACGAAGAGACCUGUACCGAAAGCACAUCUUACCGGAAUGGCCCGAUGAGGUGGAGAUCAAGUUCAUCCUUGCCCACCCGCCGGCUGUAAAGUAUCCCCUCGACUCGCUGAAGCGCUUAAAGAUCCUGGAUGGACUGAAGCAGGAGGCGGAGGAACAUAAGGACAUGGUGAUUUUGGACAUCGACGACAACAUUGACUUUGGCAAGACGUUCGAGUACUUCAAGUGGGUUGCCCAGCACUAUGCCGGCGAUGGACAAGUGCGCGGUCGACCUCGCUUCGUGAUGAAGGCGGAUGACGACACUUACCUUGUCAUGCCCAAUGUCGUGCGCACCCUGCAAAGCCUCAACUGCAAGAAGAAUGUUUACUGGGGCACCUCGGCUGGCUCAUCAGGCCACUUCAGGCAGUACUUCCGCGGCCUCGGCUACGGCCUGUCGUGGCCUCUGGUAUCUUGGAUCGGUUCCGCAGAUCUGCCAUACGCGCACAAGAUUAAGAUCGAGGACGCGCGUACGGGCCAAUGGCUGAGAUUACUCGACCCAGUCUUGGACCCCGUCCAGCGAAUAGACUACGGCUGGGCUAUGGGAGAUUGGAACCAGCUGAACUACACGACGGAGACUGUCGCCCUUCCGUCCGACCGCGACUACACGCCCGAGUUUGGCUCCGACGUCCUGGACAUUAUAGACUUUGGCAAGGUCAUGCCGCCCAACGCCAAGUCGCCCAAGUACAACAAGCUGUCGGCGAUGGGCCAGAAGGAUCUGGAAGAGGCGUCAAAGGUGGAAAAGGCGCCGCUGCCGGGUGUGAUUACGGACCUGCCCGACGAGCGCGCUGGGCCGUUAGAUGAGCCGACCCCGCAACCGGCGUCCUCCUCGUAG
Molecule: messenger RNA, 1236 nt
Organism: Trichosporon asahii var. asahii CBS 2479
Lineage: Eukaryota; Fungi; Basidiomycota; Tremellomycetes; Trichosporonales; Trichosporonaceae
Exons: 5
Coding region: 1-1236 (411 amino acids)
Cellular component (GO): membrane
Molecular function (GO): hexosyltransferase activity
Source: RefSeq, a predicted model, not a curated record